Auanema sp. JU1783 is the source of this 978-nucleotide messenger RNA. NCBI's taxonomy places the organism in Eukaryota, Metazoa, Nematoda, Chromadorea, Rhabditida, Rhabditidae. The record is from the annotation of a GenBank genome assembly.
AUGGGGGCCAUUACCGUCCACUUCCGGAUUCAUCAAGCUGUUCUGAUUGCACCGUUCGAUAUCACUAAACCUAGAAGAGUAGUAUUAACCCAGCAAGGUGGCGACUCAACUUCCCCUCGACGGAACACAGUCGAUGUUCAAGUAAAAGAAGCGGAAAGUGAUGUGAGAAGAAAUACAAUUGAUUUGCAAUAUAAGGAAGGACGAUCACGUAAAAACACUUUGGAACUUAAAGUAAACGGGGAAGUUGUCCAAACUUGCUCAGACAAUAGUCAGGCCUCAGCAGAAAGCAGUAUGCCAGGAACACCUAGACAACCACGCACCUUCUCAGUUGUAAAGAUGAACAAUGAAAGCUCUUCCAUAGCGAGUGACUCUAAGAAACGAACUCCUCUCACUCACAUUAGAGCUAGAAAUGAUCAAUCUCAUAGUUGUCUUUGUGCUUGUUGUACUCCUGUACGCCAAUUCUUCUCCCUCAAAGUUAUAUUUGUGAUGCUCUGCCUAUUCGACAUCAUUCAUUGGGCUUAUUUACUGAGAGAUGACAGCCAGAACAAUCCUAAUUCAUGGAGGUUUUAUAAGAAGUUUCAAUCAUUCGAUCUCUAUUACUUGGUUGCACGAAUGUUUGCAGAUAUUUUCACAUGUGUUCUCGGUUUGGGGGCCGCAAUGUGGACCAGGAAACCAUUGCUCACUUUGCCUUGCACCACAAUCCAACUACUUUUUUUGUUCAUCAGAGCAAUCGUGUGGGGAGCAAGAAGCUACAACAAAGAUUUCGUUAAAAUACAGGCCUCUAAUGAAGACAAAGUUUUCGUCGUUUGUGAAUUUGUGCUGCCCUUCAUUUGGUCUCUUCUUUCAAUUCUCAUUGUACGGUCGACUAAGCGAAUGAAGGAAUAUGAGCAACGCCAUGGUUAUGCGCCCCCUCCUAUUAUCGUUUUAACGGUUAAAAAUGAUGAGAACGACGAAAGUGUACAAAUCGAAAUCGCCUAA